Molecule: messenger RNA, 2336 nt
Organism: Ruditapes philippinarum (Manila clam)
Lineage: Eukaryota; Metazoa; Mollusca; Bivalvia; Venerida; Veneridae
Product: death-associated inhibitor of apoptosis 1-like
Exons: 5
Coding region: 373-990 (205 amino acids)
Biological process (GO): regulation of cell cycle; positive regulation of protein ubiquitination; negative regulation of apoptotic process
Cellular component (GO): nucleus; cytoplasm
Molecular function (GO): cysteine-type endopeptidase inhibitor activity involved in apoptotic process; ubiquitin protein ligase activity
Source: RefSeq, a predicted model, not a curated record
GAAAUUUCGAAUACAAGGUUUUCCAGGUACCAUCACCUAGACAUGAGAUGAAUAUUCAUUACUAAACUUCUCUUAGAACAAUCAAUUGUACGCACAUAAUAUUUUAAUGGCCUCCAGAAACAAUGAUAUUUAUUAUAUAGCCUCAUCAAUAGUGACCUCUGUUGUUUUUUUCGGUGUCUGAAAGUAGGGGGAACCCCCAAAAAGUGAAAUGAUGCCUGAAGAUAUAGUUAGGUUUUUAGAUAUCUAUUUCUUUCAAAUGAAAUCCACUUUUACUUUAAUUGAUGAAAUAUUGAAAAAUUGAUAAAUCAGUGUUUGCUGGCUUUGAAUUAUUAAUAUUGUAUUUCAGAUUCUACUCUUCAUACUAUAUCCGUCAUGUCGGAAAGUAGCAGCGAUGUCGUCAUUUCUCAGCAGAAAUCUGCAAGACCGCCAUCAAUAGCUAUUGGAAUUAACGUGGAAAAGCCGAAGUUUCCGCAAUAUGCAGUCUACUCGAAGAGAAUGGAAUCUUUUGAGUCUUGGCCAGAAUACAUUCCGGUAAAGAAGGAUGAUCUUGUCGAAGCAGGAUUUGUGUACACAGGAGUUGGUGAUAGUGUAAAAUGUUACUUCUGUGGUGGUUGGCUGUGGGAUUGGGAGCAGGAUGAUGUACCAAUGGAGGAACAUGUGAAAUGGUAUCCAAAGUGUCCAUACAUCAAUUCAGUUAAGGGUCCGGCAUAUAUUGAGAGACUUCGGCGUGGAGAAAAACCAGAGAAACCGUCGCAAGCACAGACUAACUCAGCUUGUACUGCCCCAAACCAUCUUGAAUCUGUUGCCGCACGUUAUUGUAUUGGAUUUGGUUACUCUAAAGAAAUGGUUCAGAAAGCAAUUGAUAUUUUUAUUGAUAGACAUGGUAACAGUGACUUUAAAGCGUCACAUUUAUGUGAACUUUUGAUGGAUCUUGAAGAAGAAGUAGAACAGUUUACACAAGGAGAGAAGGUGGUUGCCAUUCCAUCAUAGCAAGACUGUUCUGUUUUAAAUAGGCGAAGAGUAAAAUACUACAAUUAUAGUUUAAUUGUAAAUAUGUAUAUUUUGCUGUGUUACUUUAUUUAAUUGGUUGACAUUCUCUGACAAAAGAUCGAGUGUUGAACUACAAUUAUAUAUUCUAGUUGUGAAGAUGCAUUUAAUAUGGAUUACGAUUAUUGUGUUUAUAAGGUGGACAAUUGCAUGCUUGUUUUAACAUUAGAUAUAUUGCUGGCUAACUAUGUUAAGGGACUUUUUUCAGAAGUAGAAGAAGUAAUGUUACCCUUAAAUUUUUAGGAAAAUUAACACAGUUCUUUCGCCGAAUGGAAUUUCGAGUAAAAUGUUGAUUUAAAUUCAAUUUUUGGAAAAACUCCAUUAUUCAAAAAAAAAAUAAUCCUGAGGAUAAGCAGUCUUCCCUGCUCCAGAAAUUAUAAGUCCUGUAUGAAUAAAUUUAUUAUUUUACAUUUAUUUGUCAUAACUAACAUAUCGAACAUAUAACAUAUCUUUUACUCUGACAUUGUUCGCAGCGUGCUCGUCGCGUCAGAGGCAGUUAUAUCAGUUUCUAUUCAAUAAAAUUGUUUAAAAACUGGUAAGUUACUAUAACAGCGAAACAUUAAAAUAUCAACUGUUAGUUCUACAUAGAAAAUUAUUACUUUACUUUUCUCCAAUAGAAUGUUGAAUUUAUAAUAAGUUUACAUGUCAAUUAAACAAGAAAUACUGUAUUUGAAUAUUAUAUUAUUUUUAUUUCGAAUUUUCUUAAGUGUCACAGUAUAGUAUUAUUUUACAAUCACGCUUUUUAUUACUUGGGGAUUAUACGCCUCUUUUCAUGGAAUGGCAUGGAAGUGUCACAUUUAAGGUUCCAUGAUAACCGCCGUAUGAACACAUAUGCAGAUGUUUCUAAAUUCAAAACUUUACCAUUUCAUGUUUAAAUGUUGAAUUCCGCUUAAGCCGUUGCUAGGGGGCGUGGACGGUAACUUGCAUUUUCCAGUGCCGUCCAUCAAACCGAACCUGCAACAUUUUCAAUUUUGCCGUGUUGGGCUUAAUUUAAGGAAUCUGUAUUUUUCUAUUUUCUUUGUUAAAUUCAAAUAUUACGUAACAAUUGUUUUUGUCUACCAGCAAAUAUGUUAAAAUAAAGACCUCUGUUUGCUCGUAUUAUGAAAAAAUCAAAUAAUUGUUGGUAAAUGCUUAAUGCAAUACAUACUUUUUUGGUGUUGUUUGAGCCAUAUCGUCAUUGAUGUUUCUGUAUUUUCUAGUGCAUAACCUACAAGUCUAUUUUAUAAUGUGAUUUGAUAUACCGAUGAAUCAUGUCAACAAAAUGCUUGGAAUAAAGAUAUAAAAUUUUA